AUGAGAACUAUUGAGGAGACUAGAAAGAGAUGGGAAAUCCUCUUCCUCGGCAAUGAUACAUCCUCCGAUCUCGAGAAGGCAUUGCGGGCGGAACAAGGUGGGAAGCUGUGCAACGAAGGACUGAGGUCGAUAUGCUGGAAGGUGUUUCUGCUCUUCGAAGGGCUCGAUCGUGAGCAAUGGGCACAGAAGCUCGCCGAGUCACGAGAUGCAUACAGUGCCCUCCGUGACCACUUCAUGAAGUAUAUCGAACACCCAGAUGAUUUGGAAUCAACGGCCGAUCCCCUUGCGGAUGACGAGGAGUCGCCGUGGCAAUCCUUGCGAGAUGACGAAAAUUUACGGGUUGAGAUCUUGCAGGAUGUUGAUCGCUGCUUACAAGAAAACGUCUUUUUUCAAGAACCUACGACCAAGGCUAAAUUGACCGACGUCUUGUUUGUGUACUCCAAACUCAACCCUGAUGUCGGCUACAGACAGGGAAUGCAUGAGCUUCUGGCCCCCAUUCUCUGGGUUGUAGAUCGAGACUCUGUUGACAAGCAUUCGAUUGGUCUCGAAAAUUCCACGGGUAGCAAGGAUGAUGCUCGAAUGCUCGAUCUACUCGACCCCGAGUUUGUGGAACAUGAUUCAUUUACAUUGUUCCUUUCUGUUAUGCAGACGGCGCGCAUAUUUUACGAACACGGGGAGACCAAGACUGCGAAUGGUCAAGUAGACGUGAUUCCCAUCGUCAGUCGAUGCCAGUAUCUUCACACCGAGGCAUUGAUGAUCAUCGAUCAGGAAUUGGCAGAGCAUCUUCACGCAGUGGAUGUUCUUCCACAAAUAUUCCUGACUCGGUGGAUGCGGCUGUUAUUCGGACGGGAAUUCCCAUUCGAUGAAGUCCUCUCAAUGUGGGACAUGCUGUUUGCUCAUGGGUUACGCUCCGAUCUCAUUGAUUUUACAUGCAUUGCGAUGCUUCUUCGGAUUCGCUGGGACUUGCUCAAGGCAGACUAUUCGGGCGCGCUCUCAAUGCUACUCCGCUAUCCUUCACCUGAACCGCAUGCGCCCCAUGAAUUUGUGCAGGAUGCCCUUUACCUCGAACAGAACCCCACAGCUGAGAGGGGUAGUUCUCUCAUCGCAAAAUACUCAGGCAAGUCCCCAGAAUCUCCAAAGCGAUAUAGCCAGUCUGGGUUACGACCUACGAGGAGAGCGUUUCUAUGGGAAGACUUCAAGAGUCGCAGUGAUAGCAGUUCGCCUGGUUCGUCUCCCGCUAGAAACAGCCCAAAGAGCCUUGAAGCUCUAUUCCAGGACGUAUCACAGGGAAUUCAACGUCGCACAGAAUCCUGGGGUGUGGCCAAAGCUGUUCGAGGGGCUGUGACUGAAGCGAGGAAGAACAUGCAGACGAUGCAUUAUGAACCAGGACGGCUCCCUACAGUAAAAGCCAAACCUGGACGCUUAACAAGUGUACCGAGUCCUUUGCCCAAGCCGUCCCCUGUUGAGCUUGGGUUGGAAAAGAGGAUCACCCAUUUGGAAGCACGAAACCAAGAGCUUUCAGCUGCCUUGGCCGAAGCGUUAGCAGAGCUUCGAACACAUUUUUCCCAGCCCGAUUCGGGCGCAAAUGAUGUGGUCAAGGAGGCAUUGAACCGGGCGGAAUCGGUGCAGCGUUGCCUCGAAGAUCCCUUGCUUCCAGUAAUAUCGGCAUCAGUGCCAGCGCCGUGUUCCACCAAAGUAGAUAACACGACACCUGAGCCACUGCCAGAUUUAAAAGCGGACGAACACGUCGAUGUGGCGCAAGAAGAUCAGCAAGGAACAGCCCUCGAUGCGGAUGCCGGGCCGAGGCCUGUCAGCGUUGCUACCACAGGCAAGACAAACGCCAGGCAGGCCGACGGUGAAGGGGCAGGGAAGUCCAUUGUGCGGCCAUCCCUGACCGAAUCCGGGUUCUCGUGGAUGCUGGAGGGGAGCCGAAAUGUCUCUAGCUUUGUGAGUUCUGCUUCAGUACCACCGGAGCAGACUCGACGGCAGCAGGACCAUCAUGGACGGAAUAAAGGCAAUCCACUGUUUGGGAAUGGGGAUGAGCAAGCUCAGUCCAAUGCCGAACACGAAUUAGCGCUACACAGUCUCCGAGGUACUGGACCACUGUAA
This is a messenger RNA of Penicillium malachiteum, 2109 nucleotides long. RefSeq names its product GTPase-activating protein GYP6. Gene Ontology annotation, molecular function: GTPase activator activity. The coding region runs from base 1 to 2109 and encodes 702 amino acids. The transcript is spliced from 6 exons. Lineage: Eukaryota; Fungi; Ascomycota; Eurotiomycetes; Eurotiales; Aspergillaceae. Gene Ontology annotation, biological process: activation of GTPase activity. The record is from RefSeq and is a predicted model, not a curated record.